AUGACGUCACUGAUGAAACUUUCAUGUUUUUCUCGCGUGAUGUUACCUGAUUUAGACAAGUGCGAUUACUUCUUAUACUUUCUUUUUCUCGUUGGUUGUUCCGUUCUAAUCAUAGUUCGAAUGAGACCCUUGGGGUGGGGGAGAUUUGGCGAUACAGGCACACGGCGUUUCUUUGGGGCGACUGCUGAAAAGGCCUACGAUGGUCGGAGUCGUUCUGCUCACCUUUGGAUUGUCUUUUCGUUCUCUUUAAUGAAGAUGUCUUGUCGUCGUGCGUUGGGCACCGUUGAAGUCCUCACUUCCCUGUUUGGACUCACAGGAAGAAAGUCGAACAUUCAAAAUGCGUUGGUUUGUAAGAUAUGGGCGACGUAUGCGAUCCCUAGGAUAUGGGGUCGCGUGGACUUGUCGGUAUUUCGAGCCCUCCGAGGAACAGUUGUGACUGAAUCUGGGGUUGUGAAGCUUGCUUCCGAUCUCGUUCCAUCUGAAUGGGAAGGCUUUAUCAACCUUUGCGGACGUGUACAUUGUGUUGACGCGGAUGGUUCUUCGGAUGGGGUUCGCUUGUGUUCGGAGUCGACGCAGUUGAUGUCAACGUGGGGCAUUACAAGCAUCUUCCCGAAUUUAUCGUCCCUUCGUGCCCACGCCCACAAUCUACAACGUGCUUAUCUGUCCCCUUCGAUUCGGGAGAUGACUUUGUGGAUCAAUAAAGACGUUCGCUCUCGCGAAAAGGAGUCCGUUCAGGCCAAGAUUGACCUCAUUUGGCUACAUUCCCCGAAUAUCGAGGUACUUUACGUCGACGGCGACUCCCGCCUUUUCGAGUUCAGGGAUGAUCUGUGCCGUCUUUUCGAGCAUCUACCUCGACUUCGUCGCGUGGUCCUUGCGCCGUGUGCCGUCUCAUCUUCGGUGUUGGCCACGUUUGCGAAGAUGAGGAACCUGGAGAGCAUUUGUGUGGCCGAAGCGGGGAGGAGCAGAGGAGAAAAGGUAGUGGGGCUCGCUCGUGCCGGAGACAUGCUCCUCCCAUCGAAGAUCACGGCAGAAAUGUUUGAGUCGCUCCGCGAUUUCAGCUUCAUCUCGCCGUCGUUUCCGGAAGCGCUUCGAUACUUCUCCGUGGACCUUGGCUUUCCUUGCCAGAAUCUGGUGUCCCUUUGGGUACAUUUUCCGACUGGGACGACGUUAGCUCCCGCUGAUGUUCGAGAGCUGUUAUGCGUUCUUUCGGGAUCGUGUAGAAGGGUGAAAUGUCUUACCCUCCGGCUGGCGGCGCUCAGUCUCGACGCGAUUUCGAAUGCCGAUUCAUUCCCUCAACUCCAGUUUGGCCAUAUUGAACCAUUCCUCACUUUUACGUCCCUCAUGGAGUUCGCGGUUGAUCACACUCUGCCUUUGGAUCUUAGUUUACGGGACAUGAGGCGUAUAGCACGAAGAGCUGUGGGGUUUUCACGGUUGUGGUUGAACCCAUUUCCAUCGAUUCCUUUAGAACCUGGAACUCCUAUCUGCUGUCUGGAAGAAUUUUCGCGGUCUUGCCCAUUGUUGGAGCGUCUCGCGCUUUACGUAGACGGCAGUAGAGGCUGGACGUCAUCUCCGGACCCGGUGGAAAGGAGUGCUGUUAAAGAGUUCUUCGUUGGGUGGUCCUCGGUCCCACUAUUGCUGGAUGAAGGUUUUCUUGAAAAUCGGGAGAGUUUGGCGAUUUUAUUCUCCCACGUCUUUUCGUCGUGGACGGCGGUCACUUCAAUCUUGGACUACGGGGGCAUAUCUUCGACAGCGAUGGUUCGCGCCGAGAUGCGUAGUUGUGGUAUUGUGGGUCAAGCCAAACGGAGAUACGUGAAGGAACAAGCAAUGGGGUGGAAGGUCAGGGUCAUUCCCGAAAUCGGUGAUGGUAUUUACAAGAUCUACGACGUUCUAGAGAACUUCAUCCGGCAUGUGGACAUGGUAGACCUUCCGCGUGUCGUCGGGGUAUGCAAGGAGUGGUAUGAAAUCGGUAUGGAUGUUCUCUGGGAGAAGGUCGAUUUUCGCAUUUUCGGGUGUUUAGGCGUUUUGAAAAGGCUUUCAUUCCGUUGGAACUACUUGGAAUUCACCGAAGUCCUGCUUGUCUUGGAGAACUGGCCUCGCUUCAAAAGGAACUGUCGUCGUGUUCGGUUCCUGGGUAACGAUCCCUCUAUUGGACAAAUUGGUCUUGGUCCCCAGUCCAUUCGUGCCCUUCGUGGUCUUGUCCAGGAUGGGACAUUAUUCCCCAAUGUCCGAUCCCUGUGGCUUACGGACGACUGCUUGGAUCCCAUAUUCAUGAGCGCUUCUGUGGAGCACUUGACCUGGUAUUUCGAGCCGGAAUACAUAGGGAAAGUGGAAUCCUUCAUUACGAAUGCGAAGCACGUCGGAUCGCGUAUGCCCUGCCUUAGAUCCUUGUCGGUGCAGGCCUCGGCGAUAGUCCACGAAUGUCAGGCGUCAAUCGCGGAGUUGUGCUUCGCUCUUCCAUGCCUUCGGUCGAUCGCACUUCCUCGGUACACCGUUGGUCCGUGGGUUAUGUAUGCAUUGAGCAUCGCUCCGAUACUGGAGUCCAUCACCACAAACGACCCACCGGAUACGCUAGGGAUGUACGGCCAUGUCGGGGAGCGGGAAGCCACUUUACAGUGGUCGAUAUCGGCGUUGACAGUGCACGGCGCUUGCUUUGGCAGCCUUCGUCGCUUAUCCUUGGCGCUUCCGUAUCUGGAGUACGGAGUCAUGUUCUUUGGCCAAGCAUUAUGCCCAUGCGAGAGAUUGGAGGCUUUGGAGCUAUUCGUUGCGUUCCCUGGCGCCGCACGAAGGGCAUGUUUAUGUGAUUUGUUCGAAACACUCUCUAGGAAGUGCGGAGUUUUGGACAGCUUAUCCAUCUCGAUGGUAACAUCCUCGACCGUGGCGAGUGAUGUCGUCGGUAUCGAGCCCAUUGACUAUGCGACAUUGGAACCGCUAUUCCAGUUUAAAAACCUUCACAACUUCUCCUUAUUCCACACGUAUCCGCUGAACAUGACGGACGAGGAGACGGAACGUUUUGCUAUGCAGUGGCCUCAGCUGCGGUCUUUAUCCCUUUGUCGUCACCCAUCGGUUCUUCUUCGACCCAAACAGACGUUGAUGUCCAUCCGUCACUUUGCCCGUUGGUGUCCGGAGUUGAUCUCUCUCGGACUUUAUAUCGACGCGUUCAAAUACGCUCAUCAUCCCCCGGAAGCGAGAUUCAACGAGAAAUUUCGCGUCCUAAACGUCGGGGCAUCUCCCUUCCCUCUACAUGGACGACCAGAUGGGCUCUGGGUCAUGGGAGAAUUCAUCGCGGCGGUGAUGCCAAUCGGGUCCAGGAUCGAAACGGGUUUAGACGAUUGCCUUUUUGAUUCUCAGGAAUUCGAGGAAUCCUCGUCGGGUGAUGGGCUUCGAUAUGCGGACUUUAGUACACUGGACAGCUAUGACGACGGGUGGAGGAAUCUGGAUAGUAUGGCCCAGUUGUUCAGGAAGUGGGACGAUGAUGAUUUCGAUAUAGAGGACUUGUGUCCUUGGGAUAGUGAUUGGAACUUGGGAGGAGUUUUCCAUGAGGACCUGAAUGCUGUGGCGGUGGCGUCGGCGUGGAUUCUCAUGGAAGGUGAUCGCGCGGCAUUUGUCCACCACGAGACCAAGAGACGUUCUUUGAGACUAGUUUUGUUAUAUUUUAUUCUCUUCGUGGAGUCCUUUGCUGAGUCUGGAUCUGAGCGAGGGUUUAUCCUUAGAAGCCGCCAAUACGGUGUCUGUACCUGUAUCAUGAGUGGGACUUGGGAGAGCUAUUCGGGUAUCAUUUUACUCCCCUUAUGGGAGAAGGUCUUUCCUGUUGCGCUAUGGUCGUGCAUACCGGUAUCUAAGUGGUCUACGUUGCCAGUGGAAGUACUUCGCAGGGUGUUUCAUUCUCUUCCGGCAUCAAGCAACGCUAGAAACGCUCGUGUCUGUCGAGAUUGGUCGGAUGUCGCGUUGACCGAGGUCUGGGGUUCAGUUAGUGUGGAUGUUUUCCGUGGGCUGCGGGCCAUGGAUUUACGAAUCAAGAGCUACGAAGAGAUGGAUAGUUUGAUCUUGAUAUUUCCUCGGGAGCCGACUUACCGAGACUGGGAGUCGUUCGAUAGAAACAGUCAUCGGGUGACUUCUCUUCGGCUUCCGAGUGGCACGUCGGGUCAUUCAAUGUCUGACACGGCUUUGGAUGUUCUACGUGCAACAAGGCUCCGUCCGGCCAUAUUCCCGAAUCUCAGGACUAUCUUUUGCACACUGAGCUCCCUGGAUCCACUCUUUAUGUCCGAGAGUGUGUCGGAACUCAGGAUCGAAAUCGACGUUGACGUCACGAAGGAUUUACGUUGGAGAGACAAGGCGAGCCAUCUGGUGGAGGCCAUCAUUGCACGGAUGCCGAAGAUUCAGAAGCUCCUGAUUGGUGUGGAGGGUCGUGGUCGUACCCAGGUGGCACGCUACGCUGGGUUUAUGGAACAUUUCAGCGUAUUGGUCGCCUCCCUUCCCUACUUGCAAGAGUUCGUUCGCCCGGCGGGUGUGAUAUCGCCAUCGCUGCUCCGCGGCCUAUCACAAUUACACCACUUAUCUCGAAUCGGUCUAGCGAACAGUGCACGGGAGAUUGAUGGAGACUUGAGGCUCAUUAGGACUGCUGAGGCCAUAGACGUUGGUCUUCUGGGCGCAUCCUUUCCGUCUCUCCAGAAUCUCGAGAUCACAGCUGUCUCUACGGAUGUCGUCGAGCGGUUGCUGGGGAACGUUUACUUCCCGUCAUCGUGGCUGACCGACAUAUCGCUCCACUUCGUGCCCCUGCGACAGACAAGCAAUGAGUACAUCGAGUUGAUGAUACGCGGUCUUUCGUCUUGUAUUCGACUGAAGGCGUUGAUGAUUCGAUACGGAGAAGUGCGGGGACGGGUGUCUAGCGGCGGAAUUCCGUUGGAAGAGGAUGUUAUGAGGCCAUAUCGUUUUGGCGACAUUCAACUGCUCCUAGGAAUUGGGAAACUGAAGUCAUUCGCUUUGACCCAUCCACUCCCGAUUGAAGUUACGGCUGAAGAGGGUUACAGGCUUGCGGAAGCGGCUCGUGGAUUCGAUUGCCUUUGGUUGAAUCCUUCUCCGCGGCUUGAAGGGUCAAGCCCUUUACCUAUUGGAGUGUUAGGCGCGUUUGCCGAACAGUGUACAGAGCUUCGCAGGUUGGGUAUUUACAUGGAUGCUACUGGUGAGGUGCCCGUUCCGUUUAAUAUUGUUACGUUCAGGAAAUUGGAGCAACUAUUUAUUGGGAGGUCUCUUAUUGUUUCGAUGCAUGGUGACGUCAUCAUGGGAGAUGCCUUUUGUCGCCGUGUUCUUGGGGACGAGGAAGUGGAUGGUUUUGUUGGUGUCGAAGUCGAUGACUAUGGUGGCACUUGUAUUGUCCGUGGUCUUCUUCUUCUCGCGUUCGGUCGUGACAGUUCCAAACCAAUCAAUUAUAUACGAGUAGAACAACUAUUGUCGGAAGGGAAGGACCGCAAAGAGAAUGGGGCCCACGAACCUGGGUGGCAACCGGGUGGAGACCUUGUGAUGAGGGGCUCGCUCAUGGUCUUCUCGUUCGUAUUCGACCCUGUGCUUUCCUCCGUUUCCUCACCCCGGCUUCCGGCCUUCGAGGCCGGAUUGUGA
This is a messenger RNA of Stereum hirsutum FP-91666 SS1, 5613 nucleotides long. RefSeq lists its product as uncharacterized. NCBI's taxonomy places the organism in Eukaryota, Fungi, Basidiomycota, Agaricomycetes, Russulales, Stereaceae. The record is from RefSeq and is a predicted model, not a curated record. Gene Ontology annotation, biological process: SCF-dependent proteasomal ubiquitin-dependent protein catabolic process. The coding region runs from base 1 to 5613 and encodes 1870 amino acids. Gene Ontology annotation, cellular component: SCF ubiquitin ligase complex. Gene Ontology annotation, molecular function: protein binding. The transcript has 22 exons.